This is a messenger RNA of Aedes albopictus (Asian tiger mosquito), 2681 nucleotides long. Its product is annotated as calpain-B. Lineage: Eukaryota; Metazoa; Arthropoda; Insecta; Diptera; Culicidae. Bases 216 to 2471 code for a protein of 751 amino acids. The transcript is spliced from 4 exons. Gene Ontology annotation, molecular function: calcium-dependent cysteine-type endopeptidase activity; calcium ion binding. Gene Ontology annotation, biological process: proteolysis. The record is from RefSeq and is a predicted model, not a curated record. Gene Ontology annotation, cellular component: cytoplasm.
AGCCGAGUGAAUCGUCUCGGCGGCUCCCCAGUCUGUUAUCAUCUCUCCAGUUGACACCGUGGUGUCGCCGCAUCACAGCACUAUUCGUACACCUCACCAAUUCAGCGCAUAUAAGCAGUUGGACUUGAACUCGUGGCAUUUGAAACUGAAGAUAGCUGUGCUCUGAUUUCAGUCGGUACUGUACUCUUGGUGCGACAUGGAUUUGGGCUAAAACCAUGAAACAAGUCAUCAGAAGAAGCCUGGAGGGAUCGGACGAUGCGUCUUCGACGUCCAGCAGGAGAUCAUCACGAUUUUUGGCGGUGGAUUUCACGCGCGAUGAGGUUGCCCACAAAACCUUCAACACCCACCAAAACCCUCCGGCACAGGACUUCUACCACCUGAAACAGCGCUGUCUCACCGAGGGAACCCUCUUCGAAGAUUCCGACUUCAAACCGGUACACUCGUCGCUAACGAAGCGCCCAUCGAACCCGGACCGGUCGAUCGAAUGGCUGCGUCCACGGGAGAUCUGCCGCAAGCCGAAGUUCUUCGUCGACGGAGCGUCCCGUUUCGACGUUCGGCAGGGCAACCUCAACGACUGCUGGCUCCUCACGGCCACCGCCAAUCUUACCGCAAAUGGGCGACUUUUCCGGAAGACGGUUCCGCAGGAUAAUUCUUUCGAAGAUGAUGAGUAUGCUGGCAUAUUCCAUUUUAGGUUUUGGCAGUUUGGCCAAUGGGUUGAUGUGGUGAUCGACGAUCGGCUUCCGACGCGGGAUCGAGAGCUGAUCUACAUGAAAUCUAGUCAGAAGAACGAGUUCUGGAGCGCGCUGCUGGAGAAGGCUUACGCCAAGUUACACGGGUGUUACGAGGCGCUGAACAGCGGAACGGCUCGGGAAGCGAUGCAGGACUUCACCGGAGGAAUAACCGAAUCGUACAGGCUUAGGGGGAAGGAGCCUCCGCCGGAUAACUUGUUCGAAAUCAUCGAUACGGGCUUUCAGAGGGGGUCCAUGUUUGCGUGUAACAUCUUGCCAGAUCCUAAAAUCCCGGAGGCACAUACUCCGCAAGGUCUGCUGAAGGGUCACUCGUACUCCGUUACAAAGACCCACAUCAUGGGAGCGAAGAAGCUGAUUCGUUUGCGAAAUCCUUGGGGAGACGGCAUUGAGUGGAAUGGUGCUUGGAGCGAUAGGUCACAGGAGUGGCAAGCGAUUCCGAAGGCACAGCGCAAACAACUCGGGUUGACGAUCGACAACGAUGGGGAGUUUUGGAUGAAUUUUGAAGACUUCUUACGGUAUUUUGAUCGAGUGGAAAUCUGUAAUUUGUCUCCGGAUCCGCUCGAUGAAACGGAAGGUAGUAAGCGAGGUUGGCAGGUAUCCACCAUCGAUGGUGAAUGGGUCAAGGGGUCAACCGCUGGGGGAUGUAUCGACUAUUUGGAGUCAUUUUGGACGAAUCCUCAAUACGUAGUUAACUUGGACAAACCGGAUAGUGACGAUCCGUCCGAGAUGUGCACAAUAGUGGUAGCGCUGAUGCAAAAGUUUCGUAGAGCAGAAGAUCUACCCAGUCUGACGAUCGGGUUCGUCAUCUAUCGAGUUACCGAAGAACACCUACGCAACAAACCCGUUCCAAUGAAGUUCUUCAAAAAGAACGACUACCGUAUUGUGUCUCGAUCCAUUUUCAUCAAUUCCAGAGAGGUCAGUUGCCGGCUAAGGAUCAACCCAGGAAUGUACCUUAUUGUACCAUCAACCCUACACCCAAGUGAAGAGGGAGAGUUCCUAAUGCGUAUAUUUUCCGAAUUGCGCAAUUGUUUGGAGGAAAACGACUGCACCGUCUGUUUCGGAACGAUGGAUGAUCGAGUAUCCGGACCCCUCCAAGAAGACGAGGAUUGGCCCCGGAUGGUACGGCAUUUCUACGAAUUGGCCGAUCGGAAGAAAACCAUCGAUCACAUUGCCUUGAGCGCCAUCCUGUGCCGAUUCUUCUUCGCCCCUCCUCCAAAAGUCAAGAAACGGUCAAACGUCUGGGUGCGAAUCUGCUUACAGCUGCAGGAAAUUAUUUUCUGCGGAUGGAUUCCUUGCCAACGACCACAUAAACGACCUCAAAGCAAACCUAAACCAGUUGAUCGCACUCUCGUUCUACAAAUAUCCCAGCAAUUGAUCUCUCGCGUCAGCGUCAACAAAUCUAGUCAAAUCCAGUACGAACAGUUUCGAACCAUUAUCCGGGAUGUGCAACAGUGGCAGGCGGUGUUUCAGCUGUACGAUCUGGACCAAAGUGGACAUUUGGACAGGAAGGAGCUCAAGAGCGCUCUCAAUUCUUCGGGGUUCAACGUCAACAAUCGAGUUCUGCACGAGCUGAUGAAACGGUCCCGAGAGUCCCGAGUGGAGGGCAUGGAGUUGGUGGAUUUCGUACUGUGUGCAGUGGAAAGUCGGAAUGCUAUUGAAAAGUUACAACAAAGCGUAGCAGAUGAUGCAGAACGAAAAAUCACCGAUAAAAAAGCUGUUUGAAACUAUGUGGAAGACAAUGGAGGAUAGUUAUUUACAAAGCUGCUACUAGUAGAAUUGAAUUUAUUAAUUAUUUUUAAGUAAAACGAUAAUAUUAUAUGCAGUCUCAUAGAGACUGUUAUUUAUAUACAAAGUAUAUAUAUCGCAAAGUAUUUCUAUUGAUGUGCUUUUAGUGUGUGACAAUCAUAAAAUAUAGAAUGAAGCAUUCCACAA